Molecule: messenger RNA, 1501 nt
Organism: Myotis daubentonii (Daubenton's bat)
Lineage: Eukaryota; Metazoa; Chordata; Mammalia; Chiroptera; Vespertilionidae
Product: membrane cofactor protein-like
Source: RefSeq, a predicted model, not a curated record
CCUUCAAGGCUUCUGGAAUGCUGGGCUGCGGGGUCGGGCGCUGGUCAACGGCUUCCCGCUCGCCUCCCGGAAAAUGACGGCUUCUUGCGGGCCUCGCAGGGCACCUCGUCGCCGUCCCUUCUCUUCUUGGAGCCACUUCGUUGGGAAUCUUUUGGUGACGCUCGCGCUCCGGUUACCCGCAUCCACCGAUGCCUGUGAUAAGAUACCAAGAUAUAACUCGAUGAAAGCCAAGGGUAAUCCUGUGCCCCCUGUAAGUGCUGGGUUCGCAGCAGACUAUGAGUGCCGCCCAGGAUACAGGCUUAUUGUUCCCCUUGUUCGUCCCACCACUACUGUGUGUCAGCCUGAUGGCACAUGGGCACCUCCUCUCCGGGAGGCUUGUACAAGAAAAUCAUGUCCACAGCUGGCAGAGCCCAUCAAUGGCCGCUUAGAUGGAACUUUUCAAUAUGGUGCACAGGCUAACUAUUCUUGUAAUGUGGGCUAUACCUUAGUUGGAGCACCAGUUCUACGUUGUGAACUUGCUGGAGAUGGGAAUAAUGUGGCUUGGAGUGGUGACCCCCCACAGUGUGAAAAGAUUUUGUGUCAGCCACCUCAAAAAAUACUCAAUGGAGAAUUCAGCCAUAGCCACAAGGAUACAUUUGAAUAUAAUGAAGUAGUAACUUACAGUUGUAAGCCUUCCCGUGGACCGGAUGAGUAUUCACUUGUUGGGGAGAGCAAACUGAUUUGUUCUGGGCCAAACAAAUGGAGUAGUGACCCCCCUGAGUGUAAAGUGGUCAGAUGUGGCUAUCCGUCACUCCCUGAUGGAGAGCUCGUGUCAGGAUUUCGAAAAAAAUAUUACUACAAAGCAGAGGUUGAAUUUAAAUGCAACCAGGGUUAUUCCCUUGAAGGCAGUCGCAAAAUUGUCUGUGAAGCUAAUAGUACCUGGGUACCCGAGAUUCCUCGCUGUGUUUCAAGUAGUCCACGACGUCCCACUCCUAAUGAAACAGCAUCUCAAUCAUUAGGUACAGGAGCCAUUGUUUUAGCUGGUGGUGUCUUGGGACUCAUUAUCGCCCCCUGGAUGUACUAUCAGAAGAAGAGGAAAGGGUUGCAGAAAAACUGAUGGGGGUUAAACUUGCUGAGAGGGGAAAACAGAAAGCACUGCUGCCUACAGCACAUACCAGAAUAAAUCAAGCACUCCAGCACAGUAGACACUCUGACUGGCUUCCCAAAACGCUCUACCACUUCAUCUUUUUUAAAAUGUCAAGGCCCACAUAAAUUCAUAUGGCUACUAUGCAAAACAGUAUGGAGGGCCCUCAAAAUUAAAACCAGAGCCACCCUAUGAUCUUACAGAAAUAUAUCUGAGUGAAGAGAAUCACUAUGUGGAAAAGAUAAUCUUCUGCCCCUCCCUGUUUAUUGCAGCACUGUUCACAAUAAUAAAGACAUGGAAGCAAUCUGCAGUGUCCUUCAACCAGUCAGUGGAUAAGGGAGAUGUAUGCGUGUACAGUGAAAUACUAUUCAGUCAUUA